Messenger RNA from Sparassis crispa, 1626 nucleotides. RefSeq names its product Threonine dehydratase, mitochondrial. NCBI's taxonomy places the organism in Eukaryota, Fungi, Basidiomycota, Agaricomycetes, Polyporales, Sparassidaceae. Gene Ontology annotation, biological process: L-threonine catabolic process. The coding region runs from base 1 to 1626 and encodes 541 amino acids. The transcript has 6 exons. Gene Ontology annotation, molecular function: threonine deaminase activity; pyridoxal phosphate binding. The record is from RefSeq and is a predicted model, not a curated record.
AUGUCAGCGUCGGCGACUCUUGAAUAUGCUUCUCAUGCGCCAGAACCACUCCCGUAUCCGCGACUAUCAGGAUACCAUCUAUUACCCUCGCAAACUCCAGACUAUCUGAGACUCAUCCUGACCUCCAAAGUCUACGAAAUCCUAAAGGAGACACCUCUUGUUUUCUGCACCAAUCUCAGUGCACGAUUUGGGAAUCAGAUAUAUGUGAAGCGGGAGGACCUUCAAGAGGUCUUCAGCUUCAAAAUUCGCGGCGCGUACAAUUUCAUGGCAAGCCUGACGGAGGAAGAACGCUGGAAGGGCGUCAUCACUUGUAGCGCGGGCAAUCAUGCCCAGGGCGUUGCUCUAUCCGGUUCUCGACUAGGCGUUCCGUGCACCAUCGUGAUGCCGAAGGGUACACCUUCUAUCAAAGUCCGAAAUGUCUCCCGGCUCGGUGCAAAAGUUGUCCUCUACGGGCAAGACUUUGACGAGGCGAAGGCUGAAUGCGCACGCCUGGCGGAGACGCAUGGCCUCACGUUUGUCCCACCGUACGACGAUCCGCUCGUCAUCGCCGGCCAAGGGACGAUAGGCAUGGAGAUCCUCAAGCAGUUUCCUGAUGCAGAUAGUCUCGAUGCCAUUUUUGCCGCCGUUGGCGGGGGCGGUUUAGUUGCUGGAGUCGCUGAAUAUGUCAAGAGGAUCGGGUCGCCGAAGACCAAAGUUAUUGGUGCGGAGACUCUGGAUGGCGAUGCCAUGGAUCGGAGUCUCAAGAAAGGACAGCGAGUCACGUUGGAUGAAGUUGGACCAUUCAGCGAUGGUACAGCGGUGAAAAUUGUCGGCGCAGAACCAUUCAGAAUCUGUCAACAGUUACUGGAUGGUGUAGUGAAGGUCGAUACCGAUGAACUAUGUGCAGCUAUCAAAGACAUCUUUGAAGAAACCCGAUCAAUCACUGAGCCUGCAGGUGCCCUCGCUUUGGCAGGACUGAAGCGGUACAUUGUAGACAAUGAUCUCACUGGUGCCCAGAAAAAGUUCGUCGCAGUUAUUAGCGGCGCCAAUAUGAACUUCGACCGCCUUCGGUUCGUCGCAGAACGUGCUGAACUGGGUGAGGGCCGGGAGGCGCUUCUUAGUGUUGAGAUACCCGAAAAACCUGGAAGUUUCGUGCAACUUCACAAUGUCAUUCACCCUCGUGCAACCACCGAAUUUAUCUAUCGGUAUAAUAAUCCUGAGCGGGCUCAGAUCUACCUAUCUUUCAAGCUAGAAAGCACGUCUAGGGCAAAGGAAGUAUCGGACCUUCUCGCGGCUCUGGAGCGGCAGGGUAUGAAGGGUUUUGACAUUAGUGACGACGAGAUGUCGAAGACGCAUGCCCGUUAUAUGAUCGGCGGUAGACAAAACGUUUCUAAUGAGCGAGUAUUUAGGUUUGAAUUCCCCGAAAGACCCGGAGCGCUCCGCAAGUUCCUGCUCGGUCUGCAGUCCGAUUGGAACAUCUCGCUCUUCCAUUACCGCAACCACGGUGCAGAUUUGGGCAAAGUGCUUGCUGGUAUCCAAGUCUCCAAGAGCGACUCCCAGGCCUUCGAUACCUUCCUCAACAACUUGGGGUAUCCUUAUGUCGAAGAGACAAAUAACGAGGUUUAUAAGCGUUAUCUCAAAGGCUGA